Entrophospora sp. SA101 is the source of this 843-nucleotide messenger RNA. The record is from the annotation of a GenBank genome assembly. Lineage: Eukaryota; Fungi; Glomeromycota; Glomeromycetes; Entrophosporales; Entrophosporaceae.
AUGUUUGAAGAUUCAAAUAAGUUAUAUGUUGAAAUCACUGGCUAUAUCUCAAUAUUUUGUUGGGUUGUAGUAUUAAUGCCACAAUUAUAUACAAACUAUAAACGAAAGUCUAGCGAUUCGCUAUCUCUCGUUUUCCUAUUUAUAUGGCUUGCCGGAGAUGCUCUAAAUCUACUUGGUUGUAUAUUACAAGGCCUAUUACCAACAAUGAUAAUUCUUGCCAGUUAUUAUGUUUUUUCCGAUUUUGUUUUGCUAUUUCAAGUAUUCUAUUAUCGGAACAAACAACCAAUUGAAGAAGAUGUAAGCACUUCUACAAUAUUAGAAGAAACAUCACCACUUUUACAAGAAAACUUGUCAUCAUUAUCAGCAGGACAUGGCAAAAGAGUUAAAAAAGUUAUGUUUGCUUUUGCUUUGUUUAUCGCUUGCUUUAUUGGAGUCACCAUUUACUACAUUUCUUCUCGUUCACAACAAAUCAGUAAUGGUGGUGAUAGUAAUAUUUUGAAUGCCUCAGAAAUUAGUAUUCUAUCACAACUCUUUGGUUGGGCAAGUGCUAUACUUUAUUUGAGUUCAAGAAUACCUCAAAUCAAGAUGAAUUUUGACUCAAAAUCAACAGAAGGCUUAUCAUUUGUAAUGUUUUUUUUUAGUGUAAUGGGUAAUGUUUUUUAUUGUUUGUCAAUAUUUCUCUAUUCAACAGAUUAUGACUAUUUAUUAGAGAAUUUACCUUGGAUUGUCGGAAGUGGAGGAACAUUGGGUUUUGAUUUUAUAAUAUUUGCUCAAUUCUAUUUGUAUAGGAAUAAAAAUGGCAUUAAUAAUGUUCAAAAUUCAUCAAACACAGCAUUUCCUUAA